This is a messenger RNA of Mus musculus (house mouse), 6003 nucleotides long. RefSeq names its product transmembrane and coiled coil domains 3 (gene Tmcc3). Gene Ontology annotation, cellular component: endoplasmic reticulum membrane; endoplasmic reticulum. The record is from RefSeq and is a predicted model, not a curated record. NCBI's taxonomy places the organism in Eukaryota, Metazoa, Chordata, Mammalia, Rodentia, Muridae. The transcript has 6 exons. The coding region runs from base 694 to 2079 and encodes 461 amino acids. Gene Ontology annotation, molecular function: identical protein binding; 14-3-3 protein binding.
UGCUAGGCAGAGACUACAUGGACUAUGCUCCAUACGAUGGUCAUUCUUCCAGCCCUGACUUGACUCCGUGUUUCCUAUUCAACUUUUAAACCCUUCCAUCUCCCCCACCCCAAGAACUCCCCAAACACGGAACCUCUAGAGUAGGAACUGACAGGAGUGUGCCUUUGGCGUGGGAAGGGAAAACCAAGGUACUUUGGAGGUGGCGCAUCACCUCCCCCGCUCCCCGCCCGUCACUCCCUCGAACACUCAGCUCCGGCACCCGCCUCGCUCGCUCGCAGCUAGAACUUUCUCCCACUGGGCUCCGGGAGCCUCCGGACACGGGGUAUCGGCGGCUCCUGCAGUGAUCGGAGGAGAACUCCAGGCUGAGGCUAGAGCCGAAGCAAGAAGAGCCGAGUGCGCGCGGUUUGAAACGGCCACCACAACCACUGUCACCAGGCAGCCCGGCGAGCCCCGCCCGUCUCGAUCCUGGCCUCAGUGUACGCGGAGUCGCCCGGCCUGCGGGGGCCAGCAGCAUGCGGAGGUGUACCUAUUGAUCUUCUUGUGGACGGACUGAAGACCGCUCCUGGGCAUUCAGAUGCUGGUAAAGAACAAUUACUGAGCUGGCUGAACCAUCGUACAUGGCCAUCGGCAACUUCAAGGGGGCCGAGAAGAGUAUAUUGAACAAGGCAUAUUAGCAUCCUGAAUAAAAUCGGGAUGAUGUUAAUGAGAAAAGAAGGAAUGAAGGUGGACCGCCAUGACAUGAAUACCCUCAGCCUACCCCUGAACAUACGCCGAGGGGGAUCAGACACCAACCUCAACUUCGAUGUCCCCGAUGGCAUCCUGGAUUUCCACAAGGUCAAACUCAAUGCGGACAGCCUGAGACAAAAAAUCUUAAAGGUGACGGAGCAGAUAAAGAUCGAGCAGACGUCCCGAGAUGGGAACGUUGCAGAGUAUCUGAAACUGGUCAGCAGUGCAGACAAGCAGCAGGCUGGACGCAUCAAGCAGGUCUUUGAGAAGAAAAACCAGAAGUCAGCCCACUCCAUCGCCCAACUUCAGAAGAAGUUGGAGCAGUAUCACAGAAAGCUCAGGGAGAUCGAACAGAAUGGCGUGACCAGGAGCUCAAAGGACAUCUCUAAAGACAGCCUGAAGGAAAUACACCACUCUCUGAAGGAUGCCCACGUGAAAUCUCGAACUGCUCCCCACUGCCUGGAGAGCAGUAAAUCUAGCAUGCCAGGGGUAUCCCUCACGCCCCCCGUGUUUGUCUUCAAUAAGUCCAGAGAGUUUGCCAACUUGAUCCGGAAUAAGUUUGGCAGUGCAGAUAACAUUGCUCACUUGAAGAAUUCCCUGGAAGAGUUCAGGCCCGAAGCCAGCCCCAGGGCUUACGGCGGAAGCGCUACCAUCGUGAACAAACCUAAGUACGGCAGCGAUGACGAAUGUUCUAGUGGCACAUCCGGCUCAGCGGACAGCAAUGGGAACCAGUCCUUUGGGGCUGGUGGGACCAGCACCCUGGACAGCCAGGGGAAGAUUGCCAAGAUCAUGGAGGAACUGAGGGAGAUCAAGGUUACCCAAACCCAGCUGGCGGAAGACAUCGAGGCACUGAAGGUGCAGUUUAAGAGAGAAUAUGGCUUUAUCUCUCAGACUCUGCAAGAGGAGAGAUACAGGUAUGAGCGACUUGAAGACCAGCUCCAUGACCUGACAGAGCUGCACCAGCAUGAGACAGCCAAUCUGAAGCAGGAAUUGGCCAGCGCUGAGGAGAAGGUGGCCUACCAGGCCUAUGAGCGCUCAAGGGACAUCCAGGAAGCCUUGGAAUCUUGCCAGACCCGCAUCUCUAAGCUCGAGCUGCAUCAGCAGGAACAGCAGACCCUGCAGACGGAUGCCGUGAACGCCAAGGUCCUGCUGGGGAAGUGCAUCAACGUGGUUCUGGCCUUCAUGACGGUCAUCCUGGUGUGUGUGUCCACCCUGGCCAAGUUUGUCUCGCCCAUGAUGAAGAGCCGCUCCCACAUCCUUGGCACCUUCUUUGCUGUGACUCUUCUCGCCAUAUUCUGUAAAAACUGGGACCAUAUCUUGUGUGCCAUAGAAAGGAUAAUCAUCCCGAGAUGAGCCGCUGCUUCCUGCCUUCACAUCCUCUUAAAGAUUUUAUUUUGAAGAAAACCCUGUGCAUACUACCAAAAUUUCUGAAUGGACGGCUGUGCCAAAGACGGCGCGAGAGGGACCAGAGCUACGUGCGGUGUAAAUAAGUAGAGACUCUUAACCCAGUAGCAGAUGCCAACACUGUCCCUGUAUGUGGUUAACGUGAAACUGUCCCAGAGUCCUCCUCAAGGGGCUCACUGCCUUAAUCAGAGCCGAUCUCGAGCCCACCUGUUGAGCUCAGCACAGCAAAGCCCUUGUUCUUUGGGCGCCAUGAUUGCUAACUGCUGUGUUCUGAGUUCCCCCUGACCAGCAAGAAUAUGGCUAGGACUUGGGGAAGUGAGCAAACAGGAACUGGCAGGGUUGAGCUCCUGGGGGCCUAUGGAAGCUCAGUGAGUCUCUCUGUGAUCUCUCCUACUUGUCCAUGGGUGGCUCUGUGCCCUACUAUGUACCCAGUGUUCACAGCGGUCAAUGGUGUAUGUCCUCAUAACGUGGGAAUCUUCUACCUGCUUAUCCAGCCGUAGUAGUGCACUUUACAAGGUAGACACUGGGAUUUACAGCCAGGCUUUCCUCUUAUGCCCAGAGCACCACACACCUGAUUCCAUCUUGCGUGGUUAGCAGUGCUCUGCCCUCAGAGCAUUCGGCUGGGCUGUUGUCAAACUGUAGCUUGGGUAACUCAGGGUCCUGCGAGCAUCCCUGGGGAGGCAGUGCGUAGGCGACUGUUAACUGUGAUAAAUGCCCUGAGACGACAGGAUGCACUUUACGUGAUUCACUUUACUUGCGGGUCUGUGGGGAUCUGACUGCAAAGCUUGUUCAGGAAAUGAAAACGAAUGACGUUUGUGUUACCCAGCUUUCUUUUCUCAGAGACAGCAAAAUCAAACUUCAUAACUCAAGUGUGUGUGUGUGCUGAGGCAGGACACUGGGGGCCUAAGAGGGAUGUGAACUUUUAGGUCUAAUCAAAUGGUGGCAAGAGUAGUGGGAGCUCUUGACCCAGAUGAGAGCAGGAGGGUCCCUUAGGGACGCAAAGGCCAUCAGGAAUAAAAUUAAGUCCUGCGCUGGAGUGGAGUUGCUGCUGUCUGUCUCUUAGGUACACAGAUAAGCUCUGAGGUCACAGGAGAAAUGCACUGCCCCAUGAGCAGAGAGCCUGCAAGAGCUGCUGUGUCUUGUUCGAUGGCUGCCAUUUACUGACAAACCUGGUUUUCUGUGUACGCCACCAAGAGGAGAGAGAAGAUUCUUAUUGUGUCCUGUCAGCCAGCCAGUCAGGUCUCUGGUCCUCCCCACCCCCAACCCCCUCCCUGCUGAAGGUGUAAAAGAUACUCUUAAAUGCUUUCUUCCAGAAGAACCUCUCUUAGAUUUAACUAUCCUCACUUGCAAAUGGAUGUCCUUAGGGACACUCCACCCCACCCCACCCCCGGGGCACAUUGGGGAUGGUGGCAUGUAGCAAGUUAGUACAAGGCCAGGUUAGGUGAGUGGGACCCACACAGUUCUAACCUUUGCCCCUCACCCACUCCAACUUCUAAGUCAAUAAUUCAUAGUUUUAGUAAAUUCACAAAGUAUUUAACCAUCACCCCUAACCAAUUCCAGAGCCAUGCUUUUCCAAAAUAAUAAUAAUAAUAAUAAAUUUAAUUUUAUAAAAUACAAAGGAGUUUGAAAUCAGGGAUGGGGAAGUUCCCAGUACCACCCCUAUCUAUGGCUUUGUUCCUACACGGGAGACAGAGGUUUCUAGUCCAAAAAAAAAAAAAAAAAAGGGAGGAAGAGAGAGACAUGAUCUUCUUUUAUUCUUGUAUUUUACUGGCCAGCUCCCUUACCUGUAGGCCCCAGACUCCAUCUGCCUGUACCCUGAAGCAAGCUGGGCUCUGCUGGGCUCCCAUUCCUAUCUGUGAAUAUUUCCAAGUGGCACUUAGGGCGUGCCAGGGCCUGGGAUGCCCGUGAAUGCCGCUAGCAGGUUUCAGAAAGAGUUUGAAUGCAACCUUAAGAGACUUAGCUAGGGCUCUGAGAGAAUCUGGGAAGAGGUUCUGUUCUCACGCCAGCACCUGCCCCACCCCUACACUGCCUAACCGGACCACUCUUGAUUGACGCUUGCCAGACCUGCAAUCUGUGUUUCUUCUCCCUGCUGAGAAAGUCCAAAACAGCACACUCCACACCCUUCAGACUGAGCUUUGGACAGAAUCUGUUAGAAGCCUCCAGCACCAUUGUGAAUUAAUGGAGGUAGGGGUGGGGCCUCCAAAUCUUGGAUUCCUUCUAAAGAGCUUAGAUGCUCAUUGCUUCCCAUUAGAUGUCAGAUCACCUUCUUUGCCUGGGCAUGUGCAGCUCUAUGGCAUACUUGUUUCGGUCUCACGGAAAGUUUGUGAAGCUUUUGAUAUUUUUAGCAAGAGUGUAUAGUUCAAGGAGACUUUGACUCAACAGUUCUUCAUUCUCUCAAGGGCUAUAACCCCACUCUCACUCUCUUGAACAUGUAACAUACAUACUGAAGAAAUGAGUUCUAUAAAUAUACAAUUGGCGGUAGCAAUAGAGCUGUGAGGUACCCUGGAAUUGGAAUCGAUUUGUAAUUGAGUCAGCGCAUCUUGUUUUGCACUUUAUGUUGGGAGUAGACAUCUCGUGCAUCCCUCGUGUUGAGAGCCAGUUGGAGGUUAGUGAGCACGUUCCCUGUUCGCCUAGGAACACUGGUGAGAGCUUCUAGAUGCUGGACGCUGCGUCUCUGGUUAUCAUGACCGAUCAUCAGAAGAGUGAUUACGGAGGACAGAACAGAACUUUAAAAUACUAAGAAUAAUAAAUAUUAAAAAAAAAAAAAAAAAGUAAGCAGCCACUCAGUGAAGCAAGUGGUGACCUCAAGUGCUGUCGCUGACUUUGGACUGUGAAGGCAGGAUUUCCCAUCUCAAGCUCCUGGCUUGUGGCUUAGUAGUGUUCAGGUGUUCUUGUGUUGUCUGUUGGUGUUCAUUCACAUUAAUACUCUGUAGCUCUUGACUUUAUCUAAGCAAUGCCCUCAAUGAGUUCUUACUGCCUGACUGCCUGGCCACUUCUCUAACAUGGGGGGGGGGGGGGGCAGGCGGAUGAGGGAGCUCUUCCCCCCAACUCCCUCUCCCAAUAAUUAGUUACUUUGGCUCGUUUGGGUUGAAUUUUAAAUACCAAAUUACUUUUGUGUUGAAUGGCAGUAUAUCUAUCAUAGGGUUGUUGUUGUUAUUGUUGUUUUGUUCUGAUGUUGAAUCCAGACCUAAUUGCCUGGGUUUGGAAAAACAAACGUACUCAUUGAUAAGAACGUGUGUGAUCAAACAACCUAUUUUGGACGUUUUCUUAAUUCUGACCUUGGGCUGGGAUGUGAGCACGGGCUUAUGCAGGGAGAUGGUUCAAAGCUAGCAGGUAACCUUUAAGGGGCCUAAAAAGACAAAUCACAGAAAACAAUUAGAUUGGCCUGUUUGUAUCAAAAAUAAAGAGCUUUAAAAACGUGUCAUUGAUGGGAAUUGGGUAAUUUGUUAUAAAUAAAGCCAAAUUAUCAUUUUCUGCCAUGGAUACAGUUCUCUGCUUAAAGAGUCUGGAAGUGAUGUGUAAUUCCUUGGGAGUCUGAGGGAGAUUUACAUGUUGCUGUCCGCAUAUAUUUAAAGCAUGUCUAUUGUGUUUGUCCUAAAAGAAACAUUUCAACUAACCGUGCUAUGUGUUUCAGAUACGCAGGGGCAAUAGCAGCGAUUCUGAUGUAACAUCAGGAAUGCUGACUGUAACUUCUGUUGGAGAAUUCCCAUCUCAUGGGAAGCUACAUAGUUUUGUAUCUGCCUAAAAUUGUAAUUUCUCUGUAGAUCUUCCCCACGGCGGUGUUAUUAAUGAAUUCAAAGCAGGUGCCAUUAUUUUUUAAACAAUUGAUGUUUGCUUUGGUGUUAAAUAAAAGAACUAGAUUUCUUAAAUUUU